AUGGACAGGAGGAUGAACUUGAACGGAGGCGCAGGAGACAUUUUCCACAAAACUCUCAGCGCGGUGUCCUCCAAAAAGAUGGACCCCUUCAGAUCGUCGGCCGGCAUUGAGCUGCCACCCAGAGACCGCCAGUCGCCCAUCAGCUGUUUUGACCAGGCUGACCCAGACCCGAUUCAGCCGGGAGGACUGGCGGGAGGCAGAGGGGGCGCGCUGGGUCUACCCACCGGAUCUUUGUGCGUCAAGUACGGGGAGAGUGCCAACAGGACGUCGGCGGCGGAGAGCAGCGGCGGGGAGCAGAGCCCCGACGACGACAGCGACGGCAGGUGCGACAUGGUCCUGCUGAGCGACGGGCGGACGGUGCCCGCGGGAAAAGCCGAGGGAGGUAAGAAAACCAAAGAGCAGAAAAUGCUGAGGCUUAACAUCAACGCCAGAGAGCGGCGACGGAUGCACGACCUGAACGACGCGCUGGAUGAGCUGAGAGCGGUCAUACCCUACGCGCACAGCCCGUCCGUGCGGAAACUCUCCAAAAUUGCCACUUUGCUGCUCGCCAAAAACUACAUCCUCAUGCAGGCGCAGGCACUGGAGGAGAUGAGGAGGCUGGUGGCGUAUCUCAACCAGGGCCAAGCCAUCUCCGCAGCCUCGAUACCAGCCACCACUGCCCUGGCGGCUCCCGGGUUGGGCGCGUACGAGCAGCCGCCCGGAUACCCGUUCCCCUCCGGAGUGGCUGCGUCCUCCUGCCCCGAUAAAUGUGCCCUGUUCAACAACGCCACCUCCAGCCUUUGCAAACAGUGCACUGACAAGCCUUAA
This is a messenger RNA of Menidia menidia (Atlantic silverside), 807 nucleotides long. NCBI's taxonomy places the organism in Eukaryota, Metazoa, Chordata, Actinopteri, Atheriniformes, Atherinopsidae. The record is from the annotation of a GenBank genome assembly.